Molecule: messenger RNA, 3209 nt
Organism: Vespula pensylvanica (western yellowjacket)
Lineage: Eukaryota; Metazoa; Arthropoda; Insecta; Hymenoptera; Vespidae
Gene: pain
Product: transient receptor potential cation channel protein painless-like
Exons: 3
Coding region: 376-3081 (901 amino acids)
Biological process (GO): transmembrane transport; monoatomic ion transport
Cellular component (GO): membrane
Molecular function (GO): monoatomic ion channel activity; protein binding
Source: RefSeq, a predicted model, not a curated record
GGUCAGUAGUGUCUGUUUCGUGAUGUCAGUCUGCUCGAGGUGGUACUAACCAUACAAAGAAUUUUUACUUGUCGGUAUGAAUUUUAUACGCAUAUAUUACAUUUGUUGUAAUUGGACGGAUUUAUCAACAAUUAUUGUAUACGUACACACGGCAGUUCAUAUAGUGUUACUAUUCUAACACGUAUAUUCCUUAACUAGAAUUUUUUAAAUGUUAUAGAAAAGUGAAUUACAGUGUUUCCUUUUUUGAAUAUAUACUUCUUUCAUACAAGAUCGAAGAUCGGGAAAAAAUCAAAAUAUUAAUACGAUUAGUAAUCAAAUUAUUUGCUGAUAAUUACCGAUAUAAAAAGAAAUUGUUUCGAAGUCUUUUAUCGUAAAAUGGAUUUAGAAGAAGAAGCAUUACAGAUGCAUUUAUUACGUGAAUACAGUCAACCUGUUGCAGGAAUACAAAUACUGUACAAACUUUUAAUGGAAAGUUUACGAGUAAACGAUUUAAGGAGCUUUAAAAAUCUUCUUGGGCAAACUUCGAAAAAGCAACAAUCAAUCGUCAACGUGAAUUAUGUUUAUCCAAAUCGUUCAGAAGAAACUUUAUUAGAUGUUGCAUGUAAAAGUGGGCGAACAGAAUUCGUUGAAUUAUUAUUAGAAAACGGUGCAAAUCCAAAUAGAGUCAACGAGGCUCAUAAUCGUUCCCCUAUUCAUUUCGCCGUUGAAAAUGGACACGUAACUACGUUGAAAGUACUAUUAAGUAACCGUAUGAUCAAUCCAAAUAUAGAAGCUGCUCAACAAACGGCACUUCAUAUAGCUGUUAAAAAAAAUCAUUUAGAAUGUGCCGAAUUACUUCUUGAGCAUGGUGCAAGUCCGAACAUCCCUAAUAACAAAGGUCUUACAGCCCUUCAUUUGGCUGCUAUGAAAGGUCAAAUGGAUAUGGUCAAUAUUAUACAACAAAAGAGCAAACAAUCUCUUGAUUUGGAUAGUUAUAAAGAUUACAAUGGUCAAACGACUCGUGAAGUUUUGAAGAAAAAAUUACCUAACGUGAUAUUGCCACCGGCAAGAACAAGAGAUCUUUCGGUUCACAAUCUUCGAUAUUUUCUCAAUGCAAAUGAUGAAAUCAAUUUCUUAAGAUGUUUAGAAAAAUUUAAUAACGAUUCUUUAAUUAAUGAUAUCAAUGAUCUAUUAGAAAUGGCAGUCGAACAUAAUUUUUAUAAAAUCGUUAAAGAAUUACUUGAUAGAACGCAUGGAAAUACACGUGACUUAUCGAAAGCAGCUAUUAUAGCCGUACAACAAGCUAAUUGCGAUAUUCUACGUGAAUUACUAAAACACGAUAGUGAACUUGCUAAUGAACUUAUUAUCGAUGCUUGCUUAGAACUUGGAAUGCCUGAGAAACAGCGAUCGGACGUGACUGACCGUCUAAAAUGUUUGAAAUUGAUUCUUGAUCAAGAUAACGUUGAUGUCCGUUGUACGGACAACAAAGGAAAUACACCGUUGCAUUAUGCAGCAAGAGCAGGUUCUCGCGAAGCAGUGAGUUUGUUAUUAGAAAAGGGAAGUUACAUAGGACAUAUGAAUAAAUUCAACGUACCACCGAUCGCUGACAUCCCGUUAAACACUUUGGUCGAAUAUUUUGACGAUUGCCUUCAAACAAGAAAGGAACGUACGAACGAGUAUACUAUCGAAUUUAAUUAUCGAUGUUUAAUGCCGCACGAUACAUCUCAUAUGCGAGAUCGAAAUGCGAAAAAUUCUUACGUUUCUCCAAAAUAUUGCGAGAUGGACACGCUUCGAUAUAUGUCUGAAAAUAGUGCGUUAAAAUACCUUCUAAAACACCCACUUUUAUCCUCGUUUUUGCAUCUUAAAUGGUAUAGGAUACGGCAUCUCUUUUAUCUUAAUUUUGCCUUUUACGUAAUAUUUUACAUAUUACUCAAUACAUACAUUUUACGUAUGACUUAUGGUAUAACAUCUAAUCAGACCGACACAAAAGUAAAUGAAAGCAAUGACAAAGAGUUGAAAUAUAUCGCGUACCCUGGAUGGCAGAGAAAUGAUCUAUUAUGGGUCAUGACAUUCGUGGCUUUAUUUUUUCUUGCCAUCAGAGAGAUCAUACAAUUAGUUUCUUCGCCUUGCUACUAUAUAUCUAGUUUAGAAAAUUGGUUAGAAAUGAUCUUGAUCAUCUUAGGUUCGUGUUUAUUGAAUGGCGCUGGUCCGGAAGUCGGAGCAGUGGCUAUAUUAGUAUCAGCGUGGGAAGUUGUUAUUCUAAUCGGACAAUAUCCAAGAAUGUCCACAGGUAUUCAAAUGUUCAAGACAGUAUCAUGGAACUUCAUGCGUUUUCUAUUUCUUUAUGCUUUUCUUAUCUUAGCCUUUGCACUUGCAUUCUUUACUCUCUUUAAGGACGGUGGUGAUGAGAACUUUCCCGAUCCAGGACACUCACUUUUUAAAACCAUAAUUAUGCUUACCGGAGAGUUCGAUGCCAAUGAUAUACCCUUCAUGUCGCAUCCAGUACUCAGUCGUUUUGUUUUCGUAUUAUUUGUAUUCUUAAUUGCCAUCGUAUUGUUUAAUCUGCUAAAUGGUUUAGCAGUCAGCGAUACAGCCGAUAUUCUUGGAAAAGCCGAACUUAUCGGCUUGAUUUCCAGAAUACGUCUCAUUUCUUAUAUCGAAAAUGUUACUACAGGCACACCUUUUUUAUGUAAAUCAAGAUUUUUAUCUGGUAUAAGUUCAUAUGCGUGUAAUCCAUUAGGUUUCCUCGUAAAAAGAAUUUUUUUGUUUCCUAAUUAUUUAAAGGAUGGAAAACUUGUUGUUAAAUCUCAUGAUAAUUUUGAAGUUUGUUGUCCCGGUAAUUGUUAUGGAAAAUGUUUAUCCCCUAAUGUUUCUAAUAUGGAUUCACCUAUUUUAAGGAUAGAUUCGUAUGUCGUUAAAAAAGCUAAAGAGAUUUUAUUGCGUAAGAAACAGAUAUCGGAAAAUGAAAAAGUAUUUGCUGUGUUAGAACAAAUGGCAGAAAAAUUGGCUACAAUCGAAUCAACCUUAAAUACAGUUAAAUGUGCAAUCGAUAAUAAUAAUCUUAAUAUGGAAAUACAAGAUCCAGUUCAAGAGUCUAUGUAAUAUUAAAAUUUGAUUGUUGAUACGAAUGUAAAUUAUAACACAGUUAAAUUAUAUUUCUUUAUAAUAUUUUUAGAAAUGUGCCAUUUAAAUAUUGAUGACAUCGCCGUUAACAAUGAAAUAUAUAUAUA